AUGAACACAACAUUCGGCUCAAUAGUGCCUUCCACUAAUUUUAAAUUUUUCAACGGACCUACAAACAAUGACUCUACCAGCACCAAUACUGAUAAUAACAAAGAUAAUUUCUUUUUGAAGGGUAGUGGUGCCGGCUCUUCGAAAAACGUGUUCAUGCUCAAUUCCGCUCCCCAGGUAAAAUUGCAGCAACCGUUACAAGAUUUCCCACGCUCAGCAUCACAUGCGAGGAAAAAGCCAGACCAGAAGAAAAGCUUUAUGAUCAAUGACGAGAAGACCAUACAGCUGAUAGGUCCCUUGAUUCAAUCUCCUGACGGUUUUGGUUUCCAAAAGAGACCACACAAACCAAGAGAAUUACCAAGAUUUUUGAUCAAUCAGGAACCUCAAUUGGAGCAAAGAAAAUUCGUACAAGAUCCAUGGGAUAAGGCCAACCAAAAAAAACUACUAUCCUUGGAAGAAUCCAUCGAUGAUCCUAAUGAAUUAUACGAAACAUUGAAGAAAAUGAGAAAUACAGAGCGUUCAAUAAUGGAGGAGAAAGGACUUGUAGAUAAAGCUGACUCGGCAAAGGAUCUCUAUGAUGCAAUAGUUUUUCAGGGCACCUGCCUAGAUAUGUGUCCCAUCUUUGAAAGAUCAAGGAGAAAUGUGGAGUAUACCGUCUUUUCGUAUGAAAAAAAUCAGCCAAGUGAUAAAAAGGCCUCCAGGUGUAGAGCACUAAAAGUCUUCGCAAGACCUGCGGCUGCGGCCGCUCCUCCUCUACCAUCAGAUGUGAGACCACCUCAUAUUUUAGUCAAAACAUUGGACUAUAUUGUUGAUAAUCUAUUAACCACGUUACCUGAAAGUGAGGGAUUCUUAUGGGACAGGAUGAGAUCUAUAAGGCAAGACUUUACGUAUCAAAACUAUUCAGGGCCUGAGGCAGUAGAUUGUAACGAACGUAUUGUAAGGAUACAUCUUUUGAUACUGCAUGUCAUGGUAAAAUCAAGCGUGGACUUUUCGCUCCAACAAGAGCUAGAACAACUGCAUAAAUCUUUGAUCACACUAUCGGAAAUAUACGACGAUGUCCGUUCCAGUGGUGGAGCUUGUCCAAAUGAAGCAGAAUUUCGAGCUUAUGCCCUUUUGAGCAAGAUAAGGGACCCUCAGUACGAUGAAAAUAUUCAAAGAUUACCAAAGCAUAUCUUCCAGGAUAAAUUGGUUCAAACGGCUUUAUGCUUCAGAAGAAUUAUUUCCAACUCCGCUUAUACUGAGCGCGGGUUUGUUAGAACUGAAAACUGCCUAAAUUUCUAUGCAAGAUUUUUUCAGUUGAUGCAAUCACCCAAUUUACCGUUAUUAAUGGGAUUUUUUCUGCAAAUGCAUCUGACGGAAAUAAGGUUUUAUGCUGUGAGAGCCUUAUCACAUACUUUGAACAAACGGCAUAAACCGAUCCCACUCGUCUAUUUGGAAAAUACGCUGUUUUUUAAUAGUCGGCAAGAAAUAACUGAAUUUUGUAAUUACUACUCGAUUGAAAUCAUUAAUGGAGAUUCAGCAGACUUGAAGACACUGCAUCAUUAUUCGCACAAAUUAGCAGAAACUCAACCCUUGAAAAAAACGUAUCUAAACUGCUUAGAGGAUAGAUUGCAGAAAGUUACUUAUAAGAGUUUAAUAGAUUGUGGUAAGGAAAAUUUUGAUUCAUUAGCUGGUGUAAAAUCGGAUAGGGGAAAUGAUAAAAUCUCAAUUACUGCUGACCAAGUUUUUUCAAAAAAAAAUAUCCCCAGCAAUCCCAAUAUGAUGUUUAGCCAACACACUCCCUUUGAGUCUCAAAUCGUCGCUCCUUCAAGAUUGAACAAAAUUGAACCCAGGGAGAUCUUAUUUCCACUACAAUCUAAACAAUCUGCUCAACCAUCUCAAUUUCAAACGUCAUUCAACAAGCCUCCGUUAACCCAGACGGCUCCUACAUAUCUACCUGAGUGGAAGCAACAAAAAAUCAAAAGCGUAACAGCCGGAAGUCCUCAAUCUUUAAUUAGUCAAUUGUCACAGGGUCCUGAAGGGCAAGUCUUUGGAAAUGGAAGGAUGACCACUACAGACAAUGGUACAGAUAAUGCAAAGUGGAAGAGUGAGGAGCUGGAACGAGAUGAAAACGAAAGAAAGGAACUGGAAAAAAGGAAGGAGGAGAAAGUUCGCUUGAAAAAAAAAGAGGAAGAUGCAAACAAGCAAAUAAUCACCCACCAAAUUGCAGAUGAGUUAAUAAAGGAUGUAGUAAACGGUAAAGUAACUGAAAUUGUUGAGUAUGAGCUCUCAGAGAUGAACGAGAGGAAAACCAUCAUCAAGACGAUGACGCGUGAACUUUAUGAUGCAUUCAUUCACGAAAAACUAUAUCUCAUAUACAUGGAUUCUUGUGCUGAACUGCAUAGACAUUAUUCCCUGAUGAGACGAUUCUUAAAGAACUGGAAAUCAUUCUAUUACAAAGCCAAAAAGAAUCGCGCACUUGAAGAGCGAAAGAGGGAAGAAAUUGAACUCGUGAGCCAUCAAUUAGGAGUACCUAGCUUCAAAAAAUCCACCCGCUUAUUGAGAACCCCAUAUAAGAGUAACGUGGAUUCGUCAUUUAUGCUUUCAUCUUCAGAUAAGAAAAAUAUAAUCUUUUCACCUGUAAAUGAUGAAUUCAACAAAUUCUCAACUCAUUCAACCAGAACCUCGAAACUAUGGGAACCAUUGGAUAUGAAAUUGUUUUAUUAUGAUAAGAUGACUGAAAAGUUUCCUGUCGACUUUCUUACCCCAGCAAAUAUUUUUAUUUAUGCUAAAGAUUGGACAUCGCUCUCCAAUCGUUGGAUCUUAAAUAAAUUUAACCUACAGUGCAUGCAGGAUUCAAAACAUUUCAAUAAUAACGUUAUCACCAGCGAGAUAAGAUGUAUCGAUGAUAAUUAUGAACCGUCCGAUUUUAGUGAUUUGCAAUUAUUGAUCUUCAAUACGGGUGUUACAAAUCCUGAUAUAUUUGAUUUAGAAAUGAAACUAAAGGAUGACGGCGAAGAGCUGAUAAAAUUGAUUACUGGUGUUUCCCUGAAUACCAACAUAUGCUUCUGCCUUUUAAUCAUUUAUUGGGAAUCUGCAGAAAAUACGUUGUCGGAAACUACUAUUAAACAGUCUUUAAAGCUAAAUCGAAUAUCUAAAAACUAUGGCAGCGUUAUUGAACGUAUUGACUUGAUGAAUCUCACGGAGGAAUUCCCUCAUAAAUGUUUGGAGGAUAAAUUAUCCGAAAUAUCACAGUCUUAUGUGUACAAGCUGACAGAAAGAGGGAACUAUAAUAAAACACUUAGUCAAAAAAGGGCCUUGGCUGGCGUCCACUCACGUAAUACUCAAUUACAGACUACAAAGGAUAUUGAUCAAAGGAUGAAGAAAAUGCUGGAAAAAGAAAAAAACAAAUAUCAACAACAAAUGGGUGAAAGGAAUACUUACGCACAUCUUGAAUCUCAUAUAGCAGCAUCACCUAGGGCCAAGAAAAGGAAGCUGCCAAUACUUUCAUCAUCCUCUCAUUCAAGUCAAUUUAAAACACCCCUAGCAUCUAGGCUGAAUACGUCCGGUACAUCUACAUCACCACCACUACCAUCUCACUUGGCCAUGAAAUUUAGAAGAAACUCAAGAGUUACUAGUCUGCAUACUGUACUGCCCGUUAGCACGCCAAGUCAUAGUACCAAUUUGCCGGCUACUAAUUCCAACGGCAAUGACGCCACAGAUACUCAAUCUCAACAAUUGACGAGAAGCAAAAGAAGUACUCUAGAACUUUCAAAUAGUGCUUUUGAUAGAGUACCCGAAAGCCAAGCCAUAUAUCAAACACCGACUAAUGUCGCUCCAGCGUCAGAUAACACUGAUCAAGAUAAAGAUGACAUUCCUGAUAGCAUAUUAGAGCUCAAAAUUUUGAUCGAUUCUGUCAAGAAAAAAGUAAAUAAUGACUAG
Molecule: messenger RNA, 3918 nt
Organism: Saccharomyces kudriavzevii IFO 1802
Lineage: Eukaryota; Fungi; Ascomycota; Saccharomycetes; Saccharomycetales; Saccharomycetaceae
Gene: SAC3
Product: Sac3p
Exons: 1
Coding region: 1-3918 (1305 amino acids)
Biological process (GO): mRNA export from nucleus
Cellular component (GO): cytoplasm; transcription export complex 2; nucleus
Source: RefSeq, a predicted model, not a curated record